Molecule: messenger RNA, 746 nt
Organism: Papilio xuthus (Asian swallowtail)
Lineage: Eukaryota; Metazoa; Arthropoda; Insecta; Lepidoptera; Papilionidae
Product: insecticyanin-B-like
Exons: 4
Coding region: 93-698 (201 amino acids)
Biological process (GO): lipid metabolic process; response to reactive oxygen species
Cellular component (GO): cytoplasm
Molecular function (GO): pigment binding
Source: RefSeq, a predicted model, not a curated record
CCCUCCAUUUAAGAAUAAUGGGUAUAUAUUCUGUGAGAUGUAUCGAAUGAGACAGAGCUAAUUGUGGUCUAAGAUACAGAUAGUGUCUGAAAAUGCAUUGUUUGUUCGUAUUUGCUUUGAUCGCAGCUGCGACUGCUGACGUCAUUUAUAAAGGACCCUGCCCUAACAUCCAGCCUAAAGCAGACUUUGACUUCUCUGCUUACCAAGGAACAUGGUACGAAAUGGCUCGUUACCCUCACGCCGGCGAAGAAGGUGUUAAGGGCAAAUGUACGCUCAUCGAAUACUACAUGUUUGGGAAUAACAGCGGCAGAGUAAAAAAAAGCCACGUUGUGGAUAACAUACAGAAAUAUGUCGAAGGAAAUUUGAUGUUAGCUGGACCUGCUACCAUGAUGACCACAUUAACUUUUGGAGGUGUGUCAAAGAACGCAUACAUCACCGUACUUGACACUGAUUACUCGAACUAUGCUAUAGCAUACAGUUGCCGAUACUUCCCUGAUGGCAACAAACAUCAAGUGCGGUCAUGGAUUAUGUCAAGAACUACCACACUGGACGAGAACUCAAGGGCCAUGGUUGAUAGUUACUUGAACGAUUCUAGAAUACUCGAUACCAACAAAUACAUGGGCAACGAUUAUUCACCAGCGGCCUGCCAGGCGUCUCUUGUCAAAUCAAUUACUGAUUUACAGCCUCAAUAUUAUUGACACGCUCAAAACAUAGAGUGAAAUGUUAUCGCAAUGUAAAUACUUAAU